Trematosphaeria pertusa is the source of this 1759-nucleotide messenger RNA. RefSeq lists its product as uncharacterized. Gene Ontology annotation, cellular component: nucleus; cytoplasm. The transcript is spliced from 4 exons. NCBI's taxonomy places the organism in Eukaryota, Fungi, Ascomycota, Dothideomycetes, Pleosporales, Trematosphaeriaceae. Gene Ontology annotation, biological process: signal transduction; cell division; positive regulation of protein phosphorylation. The coding region runs from base 108 to 1373 and encodes 421 amino acids. The record is from RefSeq and is a predicted model, not a curated record. Gene Ontology annotation, molecular function: protein kinase activator activity.
UUCUGUCGCUCAUUCCCUCGAAACCAUCCACACACAAGAUCCGCAUAGGCUAACGACAGCGUGCAACACGCUCUACCGAUAUAUUCGAGACCAGAACGCCGUGAAGGAUGUCAGGCUUCAUAACAACAAUGUUCGUCCCUCCCGCUUCCCUCGUUCACCCCCCGUUUCCCGCGAAGCCCAAGCCCCUCCAGCCCGUCUUCAGCUUCGCCCAGAGCCAGAGCUGCAUGAGCCUCGCAAUGGACAUCCUCGACCGGACAGAGCAUGCGGCAGGCAAGCCUGCAUGGACGGAGACCUCUGAGGGUCGGUUCGAGGUUCUGGCACCUGCUAGACCGCGAUCGGCGUAUAAGAGCCCACUCCAGAGGAUCGGGGAAGCGCUGCGGACGCCGCAGGCGGGUUCGGCUGCUACAUUGCCGGAGCUGGUAACCAAUUCGGCUGCGGGAGGGGUGUCGGGCAUUGGCUUUGCUCUUCCUGCCCUUCACCCGAACCCCCACUCGCAGUCCGACGAGCAGAGCCCGUCCUGCGAGUUCCCCAAUUACUCGUACAAACUCGUACCAGGAGGGAAACGCUCACCAACACGCUCUGCACUGAAGAAGGACGCCGAAAUAUGCUCUGGGCGAGGGUACGAUGGCCCGACGGGCACGGGUACCGUCUCUUGUCCUACGCCGAAGGGACAGAUAAACACACCACGCAAUGAUAGAUACUUUGCGGGCACCAGCUUACUUUCUUCUUUCUUUAGUAACCCGCGCACGCGAGCACCAUUCAAGCCCCAGAAGUCGAAUCGAGGAACGAGCAGCUGGCAACUCAAGCAGUAUGCGGAAGCGACGCUGGGAAGUGGGAGCUUGAGGAAGGCAGUGAAGUUGCCCGAGGGCGAGGACAAGGACGAGUGGUUGGCCGUCAACGUGGUCGACUUCUACAACCAGAUCAAUCUUCUUUACGGUUCCAUAACCGAGUUCUGCUCGCCGCAGAGCUGCCCGGAGAUGAAGGCAACAGACGAGUUCGAAUACCUCUGGCAAGACAGCGAAAACUACAAGAAGCCCACCAAGAUGCCCGCGCCCGAGUACAUCGAGCACCUCAUGGCCUGGGUGCAAUCCAACAUCGACAACGAGCAGAUGUUCCCGAGCCGCAUCGGCGUCCCCUUCCCCAAGACGUUCCCCGCUCUCCUCCGCAACAUGUUCAAGCGCCUGUAUCGCGUCUAUGCCCACAUCUACUGCCAUCACUACCCCGUCAUCAUCGAGCUGGGCCUCGAGCCGCAUCUGAAUACGAGCUUCAAGCACUAUGUGCUGUUCAUCGAUGAGCAUGGGCUGGCGAGCGGGAGCAAGGACUUCUGGGGUCCGCUUGGGGAUCUGGUGGAGAGUAUGCUGAGGAGCGAUUAAGCCUUGGCGAAGGAAGGAUUGAUGGGUACGGGUGGGAUCGUAGUAGGCCCGAUAGCGUUUACGGUCGCGUACAAGGAGGCGGCCAAGCACACGCGUAGGUUACUCUCGGCGUUGGGCACGGGCGUACGGCUUCGACAAGGGCAUUGGUUUUGAUAGGCCGGCGGAUAUUCGGAGCACCUUUUCAUGAUGUAUGAGUACUAAUGACGAAGAAUAUGCGAUCCAAGGCCCCCGAGUGAUGUUUCUUGGCAUUUGGCGGGGUCUACUCUUGAGAAGUGGUUCGCCUGGAAAACGUCGCUGCGAUACGUAGGUGUUAUCCGCCUUCGAAAGGGUUAUGGGCGCUCGUGUUGUCAUUCCGGCGAACGCUCUCGCCCGCACAAUCUGAGUAC